Messenger RNA from Colletotrichum lupini, 603 nucleotides. RefSeq lists its product as uncharacterized. The record is from RefSeq and is a predicted model, not a curated record. The transcript is spliced from 3 exons. Bases 1 to 603 code for a protein of 200 amino acids. Lineage: Eukaryota; Fungi; Ascomycota; Sordariomycetes; Glomerellales; Glomerellaceae.
AUGGCCUCCCUCGCGUGGAUUCACGCUUUCGGGCUGGUGGAUCUCCCUCUUCUUCGACUCGACUCGCUACUGUCUUGUCUUGCCAUCUUCUCGGCUCGCCAAAUUUAUUGCCUGUCGCUGAUAAUCAAGAACGGAAGACAAGAUGAUCUUCCCGAAGAAUCCGAUAGCGAAGCCGCCAUAGGCAGCGACAUGAACGGAUUCGCACGGAGCUCUGACUUAUGGGGACUGGCACUAAGUCAAACGUAUGGAUCUGAGGUUCCCUUUGAUAAUUUACAGCAAAGCCAAUGGUAUUGCGGCGUAGCCUCUGAUCAAGCACGUCUUCUGAUUAUCCUGGAAGACGACCAGGCAAAGAAGCAGGGUCUUACAGUGACCUACCUGAGACUCAAAACAAAUCACAAACAUAAAUGCAAAAAAACAAAAUCACAGAUGGAGGCGUAUGAGCAGAUGCGGCACCUGCACACACUGUCUUGUCUUUCUUCGGCUCCCUUCUGGAACCCAAUGGGUAGAGAAGAGGAAAUGAAAACCACCGGCAAUUUCAGAUCUACACAAGCGAAAUAUAAGAGGCCAACAAACGCGAGUCUUUCGGGAAAAGUACGAUGUUGA